UUCCGUUAACGGUGCUUGACGUAGGUGGAAUUAACCCUUUCCCGGUUCACGUCCACACGUAUCCGCAUUAUCCUGUAGCACACGCGGAUGCACACGCGUGCCUGAAAAUACUGCAGGUAUACCCGCAUAGCGGUGAGAAUUUUCAAACGAAAAUUCAAAAUUUAAAAAAGAAAAAAAAACAAAAAAAAAGCAUUGAAAACUUGCAACGAAAAUGCCUGAAUGGCACGAGAUUUCCACCGAUUUCUGAAACAGACAGACACGGCCUUCACCUCGGCCGCUGCUGCUGCUGCUGCUGUUGCAAGGAAUCGCGCGUAGCUGAUGCGAGUUUAGGUUGGGUGACGUGGGCGUUCCAACUGACUCACCAGCUGGAUCCCUAAGCGCCUCGUCAACAUCCUAACGUAGUUCCAGGCCCGGGAGGAACGGACAAGCGCAAAUAGAUUUCAAGGCCCCCCGACAAGUUGCGGAAAAACAAGAAAAAAAUAAAGAAAAAGGUCGGCUGCAGUCUGCAACCCCUUUCUCAGACCUGAAGCGACAGUUUCCCGGUAUACGUGAAACGCGGCGGGCCGAGAUCAAGGUGAAGUUCGAGUACCUGUUGCCUUCACACCCCCGCUGAUGUAUCGCUCGCUGCAUAUACGCUGCAGCUGCUGAUGCCAGAUGUACCUUAAACACCCGAUACACUUGUAUUUGUCCCACCAGGUAUUAACACAAACGAUGGAGAACAACGCUAACACGAGCGUAAAACACCAGAAAAGAGGUCCGCAGUCAUUUAAGCAGGCGGAAGAAGUCGGACUUAUCGGCAGCAGAAUCUGGACCCAACCGGAACUGACGAUACUGUUGCACGAGUACAAGAAACGGGAAUUUCUAUACGACAUGAAGAACGUGAACUACCGCAAUAAGUUUGCGCGUGAACAGGCGCUCAAGGAAAUUGCGGAUAUUUUGUGCAAAGUAAGGCCACAAACAACCGCGAUGGACGUCAAAUUGAAAUUCAAUAUUUUGAGAACUCAGUAUCACGCCGAGUUGUCGAAAGAGAAAAAAUGCGCCGAAAGUGGAAAGUUUCACUUGUCAACCCUUUGGUUCAUGGAUCACAUAAAAUUUGUGAGAGGUCAUAACCGUCGUGAAAUAUACGGCAGGCGUGAAAACGAAUCGUCGUCGGACAACAAAAGUUUUGAGCAACUGCCUCAGGUCAAUUACGAGGAUCAGGCCAGUCUGUCCGAAGAUUGCUUCGCGGAAAAUGACGAGAAGUACGAUGAGUUUGAGGACAAGGAGGCCAGCAACGCGGAGGAUCCGCUGUCCACGUUAAAAAAACGGCCAACACCGUCGGAUGUGAAAACGGAAAUGGUGUUUCUGGACACGGAAAGCGAGAUGACGUCCGAUUUUCUCGACGACAAGGAGGACGAGGACGACGGAUCUAGUCUGCCGGUUAUCAGCUUGGCGACGUCGACCUUGCACCAAAAGAGAAGCGGAAAAACUGGCGAGGAAGGCGAAAAUCCCCGGAAGGCCGAAAGCUCGAACGAAGCCGCCAAGGAAAGUUCGGUUCGAACUUCCGAGGAGGAUCUAUUUGGGCAAAUUGUUGCGAAAAAAUUAAAGAAGAUAACCAACCCGAGAAAACGCGCCGAUGCUGAGCUAAAAAUAUUUAGCAUUUUACACUCGGCUUUCAUCGACGAGCUCGAUACGUGAAUAAAAAUUUUUUUUAACUAACUAUUUUAUGUAUUUAAUUCCCGAGUAGUCAUAAGGCGGCCUAUGAACCUUCAUUUUCACUUUUUUCUUCCACGUGUUUUUGUUUACAAAACUUCAUAAAAUACUCCGAGAAUAAAUCAACCGGAAUGAAAUUUUUGUCUAUAAGGGAAGUCGGGAGAAAAUAAUAAAAUAAUAUCAAUUAUAAAUUAUAAGUGUACAGAACUUUUGGGGAGAGUGAGAAAGUUAUGCUUUAAUCGAAGUAUGACUGACAGUGAAAUGUUUCGAGCGAUAAAUUAAAUGGGACGUAAUAAGCUUACAUUUAACUAUAAUACAAUACUUUUCACCUCGCAAAUUCUCUUUGGUAAAAAAAUUUCGGUCAGCUACACAUGCAAAUGAUGAACUUCCAGUAAUACCAUAAAAUGAGGUCAGAUAUCCAAGGGUUUUUGGAUCAUCCAAGUAAGCUGAAGCAAUUCAAGUAAAAAAACCCGUCAGUCUCUUUUUUUUUUUAGAAAAUUAAGGACAGUUUUAUACUCCUGUCCCAUAAUGUACCAUGCUUUCUUGAUAAGUAAGGAAAGAGUACAUGCGUUUACUUACCGUGUCGUGUUGGAUGAACGACGAUCAAGUACGAAGAUGGAGGGUGGUUAACGUUAUACUGAUAUUUAGUCAUUUAUUUUGCAAAAUAAACUGACAUGUAUAAUAUGGUAUACUUUUGGAAACAGCAGAAAUGAAUGUUUACUUUUUAUUUCCCCCUAUAUUUAUAUUUAUGGUAAUAGCACGACAACAAUGUUACUUUCGAGUUUCGAUCCAUACCUUGUCACGUUUUUUAAAAAACGAAGAAGAGAAAAAGCAACCCAAAACAAAGAUAAACUUAGGUAACCCCGAAAAGCGGAAAAAAAAACAGCAAUAACUCGGAUAUUGCACAAAUGUUUUAAAAAAUUUAAACGAAUUAUAUAUAGCUAUUCAAGCUUCAGAAUUUAUAAAUAUAUACGUUAUAAUGUAAACGUUAGCGAUAUUUUUGAGAGCGUUUUCCACCGUCGCGC
Molecule: messenger RNA, 2717 nt
Organism: Neodiprion virginianus
Lineage: Eukaryota; Metazoa; Arthropoda; Insecta; Hymenoptera; Diprionidae
Exons: 7
Coding region: 655-1677 (340 amino acids)
Source: RefSeq, a predicted model, not a curated record